Messenger RNA from Ipomoea triloba (trilobed morning glory), 1816 nucleotides. Its product is annotated as transcription factor PIF1-like. Gene Ontology annotation, biological process: regulation of DNA-templated transcription. The transcript is spliced from 9 exons. Bases 209 to 1603 code for a protein of 464 amino acids. The record is from RefSeq and is a predicted model, not a curated record. Gene Ontology annotation, molecular function: protein dimerization activity; DNA-binding transcription factor activity. Lineage: Eukaryota; Viridiplantae; Streptophyta; Magnoliopsida; Solanales; Convolvulaceae.
GAGUUGGUGGUGAUGAUAAGCCAGUGAUUGGAAGAGGUGGGGAAAUGUGUUUUAUGACACAAACAUUUUAUUGUUCUCAUCUGAUCAUACAUUAAUGGCAUCAAAAUCCAUCAUUAAUUUCUGUCUUUUUUUGGUUGCUUUUUUUCCUCAAGCUAAACGCUAGCUACCUAGACAGACAACCCCUUAUCUCUUGCGCUCUGCUGCAAAGAUGACGAUGAAUCAUCACUGCGUUCCGGAGUUCGAUAUGGACGAGGAUUACUUUCCUCUUCCGAUGACUGCGCCGCCGUCUGCAGCCGGUUUAAGCGGCGCUAAGAAGUCUGCAAUGGUGGAAGAGGAGAUUAUGGAGUUGCUAUGGCAGAACGGUCAGGUGGUGGUGCACACUCAGAACCACCAGAGAUCGGUGAAGAGAUCUCACGGUGACGACGGCGACGCGGCGAUUCCGGUUCCGGCGGCCAGAAAGGUCGGAUCGGCGGCGGAGGAGGAAAUGGCUACGUCUCAUCAGCCGCAACUAUUCAUGCAAGAAGACGAGAUGGCGUCUUGGCUUCACUAUCCUCUCGUCGACUCUCCUCUCGAACGUUAUCUCUCCGCUGAUCUCCUGUAUUCCGCCGCCGUGGCUCCGCCGGCCGCUCCUCUGCCGCCUAUUCCUCCCUCAGCCUCGGGGCGCACCGACCUGCGUUUGGCGCGGUUGUGUAGGCCGCCUGGACCGUCGAGAGCGGCGUCGACGGUGGUGGAGUCAAAUGAUACUCCGAUAGUUCCCACCGAUUAUAGAGAUUCUCACGUUGCAGAUAGUACGGCGCAGGUUUCAGGCGGAAACCUAGAGCGCGGUGGCGGGGCUAUGAGAGAGACUGAAGCUGCGGGCGCGUCAACGGGAGGCAAGGAAACGACAGCCACGUGUGAGUUGACGGUGACGUCUUCUCCCGGUUCAGCAGCCUGCAGCGUCAGCGCCGAGAAGUCGACAGCUCCGGCGACGACGACGGAAGACCGGAAGGCUAAAGGAAGCGAAACGGACGACGAGGGUCACAACACGGAUACUGACUUUGGGUCUGCUGAUAACGCAAAGAAGCAAACAUCUUCCAAGCGAUCUCGCGCAGCAGAAGUCCAUAAUCUCUCUGAGAGGAAACGUCGUGAUAGGAUCAACGAGAAGAUGAGAGCUUUGCAGCAACUCAUACCCCGCUGCAACAAGUUGGAUAAGGCGUCGAUUUUAGACGAGGCAAUUGAGUAUCUGAAAUCACUACAGUUGCAAGUGCAGAUGAUGUCUCUGGGGCAUGGAUGCGGCAUGAUUCCGAUGAUGUUUCCUGGGAUCCAGCAGUACAUGCCUGCAAUGGGGAUUGGGAUGGGGAUGCGGAUGGGCAUGAAUCCCCCUGUGGUGCCAUAUCCACCUGCAACACCAAUGGGGGGUCCGAGGUUUCCUCUGCCUGCAUUUCCAAUGCCGCCUCCAUUUGCCAUGGCAGAUCCCUCCAGAAUUCAGGCAUCAAACCACACAGAUCCCAUGCUCAACUCUAACCACCCACCAUUCCCAGCUCAGACACAAGUUACACCUUCAAUGAACGAGAUGGCGGAACAUUCUAAUAAGAGCAAGCCCUGCAACAGCAAAGAUUUUUGAGAAUCCAACAACUCUGCAAUGUGGUUGAUUCCCAAGCGGAUCAAUGAUGAGAAGUCUUCCCAACUAAAUUUUGUAGUGUAAGCGAAGCAGGAAGAGUGCAGCCUGCUCGGGCAUUUCUCAGUACAAAAAUAACAAAGCUAACAUGUAAUUACUGCUAUAGAAUCGAUGUAUUAAAGUUGUUUCAGUCAAUGAAAUUGUUGAAGAUAUGACCAA